Molecule: messenger RNA, 857 nt
Organism: Ascoidea rubescens DSM 1968
Lineage: Eukaryota; Fungi; Ascomycota; Saccharomycetes; Ascoideales; Ascoideaceae
Exons: 1
Coding region: 148-576 (142 amino acids)
Source: RefSeq, a predicted model, not a curated record
AUUAAAAAAUUAAAAAAUUAAAACAUAAAAUGCAGUUUUCCUUUAAUCAUUUAAUCAUUAUUGUCAUCGUCUUGGGUUGAUUAUCUAUACCCUAUACUGUUUUAAAUUUGUAUUUUGUAUUUUACGUUUCUAUUAUAGCUGGCUACAAUGGGUGGUUUGAAAAAUUUGAAGUUGCAGUCCUCAGAAUCCACAGUUAACCAACUACUAUCGUCAUUGUUUCCAGAUGCUGAUAAAGUAAAGAAGGAGAAAAAAAUAAGAAGAAGCAAGAUUGCCAAGCGAAGCAAAGAAAGAGAGAGAUUAUACGAAAGAGCCAAGGAGAAUCGUUCUAAAAAAGAUAUAAUUAAAAAGUUGGUGAAAUCACAACAUGAAGAUGAAAAAGUAAAGGAACUUCAGAAAGAAAUAAUGAGUGCAAUGAACAGUUCGUACAGUAAAAAAAGCAAGAAGUCAAAGAAAAAAAAAUUGUUCAGAAGCAAAAUCAGAAAACCAAGCACCAAAAAUAAGUCUCAUGCCUAUCCUGGGCUAACACCUGGGUUGGCUCCUGUUGAUUUAGAAGAGGAUUCAGAUAUCGAAGAUUAAUCUUGGAUGGUGGAAAUGGCGCCGAUUGUGUUUGUAAGGAUGCUGGAUGUGUACAUAGCCACAUGCAGAGGUUGGAUGUCUUCCGACCAAGAUACGGCCAACAUGGCUACACUAUACAUACACUAUACAUACAUAUUUAUAUACAUGCAUAUUUCAAAAGAGGAAACUCCGGCAUAAAGUAAUUAUAAUAAAUAAGCUGUGUAAAAGCACCCUGGAGGUACUCACCGCACUCCGAAAGACGCCCGCUGAUUGGCCGAACAGCAAUGUGCCCAACUACUGGU